UAGCAAAGCUACUACCAAGACUCUCUCUCUCCUCCCUCCCCCUCUCUCUCUCUCUCUCUCUAAAUAAUUAUUGAAGACACAUAUUCUAUUCCACUAUUCAUUACUAAAAUUAGUUAUAGCUUCAGCUUCAUCUGCGGAUCUUGAUUAUCAUAUCAAAUACUACUGAUCCAGAUCUGUGCACAGAAGAAGAACAAAAAAAUAAAAUAAAAUGCCGAGUAGUGAGGUGGGUAAUAGUACUACUAUUCAUGAUCUUCGGAAGAAAUCAUUCAGAAUCAAGCAGGAUGACAAGUUCUUCUCCAGGCUGUUAUCCAAGGAAACCUCACAGCCAAACUCCUCUCACAGGGUCUACUAUGGAGAGGCAGCUGGCGCAAUCCCAUUCGUCUGGGAGUCACAGCCGGGUACUCCUAAACACACCCUUUUCGGAAACGCCUCUCUCCCUCCACUAACGCCCCCGCCUUCCUACGCCAAUUCCAACAAAAUUUCCGCCUCAAAAUCCAUCCAUAGAAGGUCCAGUUCUUCUUCUUCUAAGGCAAAACUGCUUCUUCUAAGCACGAUUUUCUCUGGGAAAGACGUUAAGUCUAGUAAGGCGAAGACACGUAAGCUGUCGCUGCCGUCGUCGUUGUCGUCUCUGUCGUCGUCGUCCACCUCGUCGUCUUCUUCGUGGUCGAAUUACUCGGCCUCGUCUUUGAACAAGAAGAAGGCUGAGAAGCGCCGCGGCUGGUUCUUGGAGGACUCCGUGGGCUCUAUACCGCUUGAUUAUGGAUCAGCGGAGUAUGAUGAUCCUGAUCAUGAUAAUCAUGCGACGUCGUUUCGGUCGCCUAAUUCGAUUUUGUGCUUUCCGGUGAUGAAGAAGAAGACGUGGGAUUUUCUUGCCGGUUGUUACGCAUUGGGGAACAUGAAAUUUGGUCGUCGAGUACUUUAGGGCUUAGAAGAUCGUCAGCUAAGCGGCCAAAUAUGAAGGUACAACCACUGGUUGGUUAAGUAAUUAGAAAUCCUUUUUUAUUUUUUAUUUUGGUUAUUUGUCGAUCGUUAAAUGUUAACUGCUCAUAUGUAAUUCUUCUUCUGUGGCUGUAAUAAUUUACGAUGCUCUGUGGAAAGAAUUAAUUUUAUAUAUGUUUUUCAACUUAAAUGCAGUGAUCAUAU
This is a messenger RNA of Morus notabilis, 1143 nucleotides long. RefSeq lists its product as uncharacterized. The transcript has a single exon. Lineage: Eukaryota; Viridiplantae; Streptophyta; Magnoliopsida; Rosales; Moraceae. The coding region runs from base 209 to 922 and encodes 237 amino acids. The record is from RefSeq and is a predicted model, not a curated record.